AUGACCAUUUUCGAGCCGACAAUGGGCAGCCAAGGUGGGACGGAGACGGCAAUUUGUGAUCACUGGCUUUACCAGUCUAUAUACCGAGUACCAGUAGUCGAAACUCUCAAACCCCUCGAAGACUUCGAGUCGAAGCUGUGGCCAUGCAAGCAGAUUCAACAUGUUCCUGAAAGUCGUGUGCAAGGAAGAUUGCUAAGGCUUUUUGACAUGUACAUGCAGCACAAGGUUUGUAAUGACGACACCGAGCCGUUCCUGGUGCCGGCCGGUACGCAGCUGCAGGCCAGCAGUGCAGCAACUCGACAGGUGAGGCUUUGGGUGCGGUCGGGCUAUCGCUUAAAUAUCCCAGGGAUAAGCAACAUCUCUUCCAAACAACAGGAUUAG
Molecule: messenger RNA, 381 nt
Organism: Phytophthora nicotianae INRA-310
Lineage: Eukaryota; Oomycota; Peronosporomycetes; Peronosporales; Peronosporaceae
Exons: 2
Coding region: 1-381 (126 amino acids)
Source: RefSeq, a predicted model, not a curated record